AUGGAUUCCUAUGAUUAUGCAUUUAAGAUAGUUGUUGUUGGAGAUAGUGGAGUGGGGAAGUCUAGUUUGUUAAACUGCUUUUGCUCCAGACCUUUCGAUGAAAAUUUAGGACCUACCAUAGGUGUCGAUUUUAAGUGCAUAUCGACAAUUAUAGCGCGAUCAAACAUUGAACUCUUAAUAUAUGUAAGCGCAAGAUUCAACUCCUGCUUAAAAAAAUUAUUUUGGGAGCAGGUUUGUGAUAUAAACAUUGAGUCAGGUGCUUCCAAAAAGCAUAUAAAACUUGAGCUCUGGGAUACUGCUGGGGAAGAAAGAUUUAGAGGCAUUACAUCUGUUUUUUAUCGGAAUGCUCAUGCAGCUCUUAUUGUGUUUGAUUUAGCACGUAAAACAACAUUUGAUAGUGUAAAAAGCUGGAUUGAAAACCUAAAAAGGUAUUGUGGAGAAGACAUCAACUUAUUAUUGGUAGCAAAUAAAUGUGAUCUUAAGCAAACUGUUACGAGCUCAGAUAUUGAGGACUUUGUGUACUGGAACAAUAUUCAAUACACGGAAACCAGUGCUAAAAACCAUAUUAACAUACAAGAAACUAUCAGAAAACUAUCAGAAGAUUUAGUAUUAAAACAUCAACAGUUGUUAUCAUUAAGCUCAUUUGAUUCAGGACCUGGAAGUAUAUUUUUGCAACAUACACGUCAGCAGACCCAAGGUUACUGCUGUGGAUAUUUAGAAUUUUAA
Molecule: messenger RNA, 726 nt
Organism: Hydra vulgaris (swiftwater hydra)
Lineage: Eukaryota; Metazoa; Cnidaria; Hydrozoa; Anthoathecata; Hydridae
Source: RefSeq, a predicted model, not a curated record